AUAUUUUCCGUGUGUGGUAUUUAUUUUGGUAGUGUCCUUACCGUCCCUUUCAGCCUGAGCCAGACCCGGGACCAUGGUGAAGGAGUCGGAGACCACCGCAACCAUCCGGACGAGGAAGUUCCUCACCAACCGGCUUCUUAACAGGAAGCAAAUGGUUGUUGACGUCCUGCACCCUGAUAGGGCCACAGUACCUAAAAAGGAAAUCAGAGAAAAACUAGCUAAGAUGUACAAAACAACUGGUGAUGUUGUUUUCUGCUUUGGCUUCAGAACUGCGUUCGGUGGAGGCAAGAGCACAGGGUUUGCUCUAGUAUAUGAUACCCUUGAUUAUGCAAAGAAGAUCGAGCCUAAAUAUCGCCUUGCAAGGCAAGAAUUGAUAGAAGUGAAGAAAACUGCACGUAAGCAGAGGAAAGAGCGAAAGAACAGAAUGAAGAAGGCACGUGGUACAGCUAAGGCCAAGAUGGCUGCUGCCACUAAAAAGAAGUAAAUGUAGCGGAAAGGAAAAUAAAUGUAAAAUAUCAAAA
Molecule: messenger RNA, 521 nt
Organism: Procambarus clarkii (red swamp crayfish)
Lineage: Eukaryota; Metazoa; Arthropoda; Malacostraca; Decapoda; Cambaridae
Source: RefSeq, a predicted model, not a curated record